AACCCCAAAGUGCUGCCAGCCUUCGUCUCUUGGUUUUGCAGCCAGUCGCUUAUCUUUCUUGGCUAUUCUCUAACACCCCUUCCACGAAUCCGUCGAAUUUAACAUGGGCAUUAUUUCCGAGGUCACUAAUACCGAGCUGCCGGUGACGUGGGAGCGUGCGUGCACAGGCAAGCAUGUCCCGCUGCCGGCACCAGGGACAAACUACUUUGACGCAGUGCGUGAAUCAACUGCCCAGUUCAUCAAGAGCAACGGACAGGCUCUGGUUACGGUCGAUGAGGCAGCAGCAAAGACGUAUGUCGACAGCUUCAAUGUCGAAAAGUUUGACCAGUACGUCACUGAGGUCAAUCAGUGGACACGCAAGCUGCCUCUCAAGUUUGACAACUUUGCACAGGAACUGAACAUGUUCUCCAUCAUUGACCUUUUGCAGAUCGGGAGCGGAUUCCGGCGCGACCUGCACGCAGCGUGUGGCCGGGGGGCCUCCGACACCAUCGUGUUUGGGUGUAUUUCGCUCCAUAUCUCGCAAACCCCAGUUGAUGCCAAGGGCCUGCAGGAGCUGACCCUAGGUGAUAUCUCGCAGCACUUUGGCAUUCCGCUGUUUGGCGAUGAGAAGCCGAUGCGGGAGGGUGUCACGGCCGUCACUGUCAGCGAGGCAAGCCCGGUGCGGCCGCUGGCUGAGAUCAUCUUAGGAAUCCUGCAGGACACUGGGCGCCGGCUGGAGCAGUUUGGGUUUGCGUCAUUUGCCGAUUUCAUUAUCAAGAUCUGUACCGAGCAGGCAACGGCGAAGCACCUGGUGGAGAAACUUGUCAAUGCCUUCCCGUCUCUGCGCGAUGCUGCCGAGAUCAAUGGCAAGCCAGUCUACCUCUUCAAGAAGGCACAGCUGAUUGCGUACGACGUGUUCCAGCGGUUCAAGGACUCGGAGAAGAUCUUCAACUUCCCAGAUAUUGCCGAGAUGACCCUGUUCGCUGAUAACGUGGUCCCUGCAAUGGUGCAGAACCACGGCAUGAUGACGCCAUGCGAUGCGAUCCAGAAGAAGAUCGAUAGCAGUGAGGAGCUGACACUUGAGGAAACCACGGCGAUGCGAGCUGCGUCUAUUGUCGCUGCGCAGCUUGUCGUUGACUACGCCAACAGCGCUGAGUGCAAGACAACCCCUGGAAAAUUCCCGAUCAACCAGGCCACUCUGGACAACUUUUGGUGGAAGGAGGGCAAGGAUCCUGAGCUUCGCAAGAUCAACCGACUGGUGUGCAAAAACACUGUCUACUUCUGACACGGCUUUAAAACCAUUUUGAAAUAAUUUAUAGACACGAGUACAACUAACUAGAGAAAGAGAU
This is a messenger RNA of Linderina pennispora, 1328 nucleotides long. RefSeq lists its product as uncharacterized. NCBI's taxonomy places the organism in Eukaryota, Fungi, Kickxellomycota, Kickxellomycetes, Kickxellales, Kickxellaceae. Gene Ontology annotation, biological process: tRNA modification. The record is from RefSeq and is a predicted model, not a curated record. The transcript has a single exon. The coding region runs from base 104 to 1264 and encodes 386 amino acids.